AUGGAUUGUAAGAGUAUUGAUUUAAAUCGAGCCGAACAGGCUACUUCUUCUUUAACUAACGAUGAACGACAAGGAUAUCAACCAAGAACAUUACCAAAUAAUCAUCAUGGACGAUAUGCUUAUUUGCCAAUAUUUCCAACAAAAUUUGCUGGACUAGAUAAUUGUCUACUCUUGGCUAAUGUACCAGUUAGUCGUCUUGCAUCUCAUGAGCUUACUCGACGUCAACAUGGAGCAUACACAUCAGAUGCAUUAAUGAUGAUGAACAAGUACAAUUAUUACGAUGCGUUCAGUUUGUCUGAACAAGAUGCUGAAGAAUUAGCUGUACGAUUAAAAGUAGGCAAAUCCAUCAUUACUUUCAAUGCUGAUCGACUUCGUGGAAUCUGUUGUUUUCUCCUUACAUUACACGAAACCUUUCGACGAAAUGUUCUAUUGAAGGAAGAUAUUGCCUUGAAAGAGCCAACACUCAAUUCGAAACAAAUGGCUAUGGCAUUGGAAUUCUAUCUACAAAUGGAUGUGGACCUAUUCGACAUGAAAACUUGUUCGUUUCGAGGAGCUGAACCUCUUUCUAACAUUGAAGGUCUAUUCUGUGGAAGAGAUGAACCUCAAACAAGAUAUGCAUUGGUUCCAUGUGGUGAUCUUUUUUGUUCAUGUUGUCUUCCAGUACAUACUUACAUGAAAAGUCAACCGUGGCCUAUCGUUGAUUUUACUUCAAGUUCAAUGCAUCGAUUUCUCAAUGGUUAUACUACCUAUCUCAAUUGUCCUGCAACAUGUACUACAUCGAAUGUAGUCUAUGCUAUGACAUGUCCAUGUGAUCAUUAUGAUUAUAUCGAUUCAACAGCAGCAACAUUGGCUGAUGUGAUGGCUUAUCAUCGAAAACAUGGCAAUCGAAUUAUACAUGAAAAAUUGACGGGUAGUGCUCUCUUUCGAGGCUCAUUAUUCGAUCCUGACGAGCAAGAGUAA
This is a messenger RNA of Rotaria sp. Silwood2, 960 nucleotides long. NCBI's taxonomy places the organism in Eukaryota, Metazoa, Rotifera, Eurotatoria, Philodinida, Philodinidae. The record is from the annotation of a GenBank genome assembly.